Oryza brachyantha (malo sina) is the source of this 2954-nucleotide messenger RNA. RefSeq names its product protein ROOT HAIR DEFECTIVE 3. Lineage: Eukaryota; Viridiplantae; Streptophyta; Magnoliopsida; Poales; Poaceae. Bases 103 to 2523 code for a protein of 806 amino acids. The transcript has 23 exons. Gene Ontology annotation, molecular function: GTPase activity; GTP binding. Gene Ontology annotation, cellular component: endoplasmic reticulum. The record is from RefSeq and is a predicted model, not a curated record. Gene Ontology annotation, biological process: endoplasmic reticulum membrane fusion.
UCCUCUCCUCUCCUGCCCCCCUCGCUUUCCUCUCUCCCAUCACCCGCCGACGCCGACCGCCGCGGGAGGUCGGGGGGUCCCCGGGGCGCCGUCUCCCAAGAAAUGGAUGCCUGUUAUUCAACACAGCUUAUUGACGGAGAUGGAGUAUUCAAUGUUUCUGGAUUGGAGAACUUCAUGAAGGAAGUUAAAAUGGCUGAAUGUGGGCUUUCAUACGCUGUCGUGUCAAUAAUGGGUCCGCAAAGUAGUGGAAAGAGUACACUUUUAAAUCAUCUUUUCAGAACCAAUUUUAGGGAAAUGGAUGCUUUUAAAGGAAGGUCGCAGACUACAAAAGGUAUAUGGUUGGCGAAGGCCCAUAAUAUUGAACCAUGUACCCUUGUGAUGGAUUUGGAAGGGACUGAUGGCCGAGAGAGGGGAGAGGAUGACACAGCCUUUGAAAAACAAAGUGCAUUGUUUGCUUUGGCUGUUUCAGAUAUUGUGUUGAUCAAUAUGUGGUGUCAUGAUAUUGGUAGAGAACAGGCUGCCAACAAACCUCUUUUGAAGACUGUUUUCCAAGUCAUGAUGAGGUUGUUCAGUCCACGUAAAACAACAUUGUUGUUUGUUAUUCGUGACAAAUCAAAGACACCUUUGGAAAAUCUUGAACCUAUCCUAAGGGAAGAUAUUCAGAAGAUAUGGGAUGGUGUCCCUAAACCUCAUGCUCACAAGGAAACUCCACUGAGUGAAUUUUUCAAUGUUGAAGUUGUGGCCCUCUCCAGUUAUGAGGAAAAGGAGGAGUUAUUCAAAGAGCAGGUUGUCAGUUUAAGAGAUAGGUUCCAACAUUCUAUUGCUCCUGGUGGACUUGCUGGAGAUCGGCGGGGGGUCGUCCCAGCAUCUGGUUUUUCUUUCAGUUCACAACAAUUUUGGAAGGUCAUUAAGGAGAAUAAAGACCUUGAUCUACCUGCACAUAAAGUUAUGGUCGCUACUGUACGCUGCGAGGAAAUUGGUAACGAGAAAAUUGCCAGUUUUACAGAUGAUGAGGAAUGGCAACAAUUUGAGGAGGCUGUUCAAAAUGACUAUGUGCCUGGGUUUGGGAAAAAGAUCAGCAGCCUUCUUGACAGAUGCUUAUCAGAGUAUGACAUGGAGGCUAUUUAUUUUGAUGAAGGUGUCAGAACUUCGAAAAGGCACCAACUUGAGUCUAAACUUUUGCAGCUUGUCAACCCUGCAUACCAAAAUCUUUUGGAUCAUUUACGGGCUAGAACUUUAGAAGCAUUCAAGGAGUCCUUUGACAAGUCCCUAGAAACUGAGGGUUUUGCUGUUGCUGCUCGUGACUGUACUAAAGUUUUCUUGGGGAAGUUUGAUAAAGGAUCUGAAGAUGCUGCUAUCCAGCAAGUGAAAUGGGACCCGUCAAAAAUUAAGGAUAAGCUUAAGCGUGACAUUGAGGCACAUGUGGCAUCAGUUCGUGCCAAAAAGCUAUCUGAACUUUGUGCCAAAUAUGAGGGGCAACUUACCAAAGCAUUGGCAGAACCAGUUGAAGCUCUUCUAGAUUCAGCCAGUGAAGAAACCUGGCCAGCAAUUAGGAAACUCCUUCAACGUGAGACAAAAUCUGCUGUUUCAGGUUUUGAGUCUGCCAUGGCAUCUUUUGAACUUGAUGAAGCGACUCAGAAUGAAUUGCUUUCAAAGCUGGAGAAUCAUGGAAGGACUGUUGUUGAAUCAAAGGCAAAAGAGGAAGCUGCAAGGGUCUUGAUUCGGAUGAAGGAUAGGUUCUCAACGCUAUUCAGCCGUGAUGCUGACUCAAUGCCAAGAGUAUGGACUGGGAAGGAGGACAUAAAAGCCAUUACUAAAACUGCUCGCUCAGCUUCUAUGAAAUUGCUUUCUACAAUGGCUGCAAUUCGAUUGGAGGAGGACAGUGACAACAUUGAGAACACACUGUCCCUUGCUCUAGUUGACACAGCAAGGCCAGGUACUACAGAUAGGAGCAUCCAAUCGUUUGAUCCACUUGCCUCCAGCUCGUGGGAAAGGGUUCCAGAGGAGAAGACUUUAAUUACACCUGUCCAGUGCAAAUCUUUGUGGAGACAAUUCAAGGCUGAAACCGAAUAUACUGUUACUCAGGCCAUAGCUGCUCAGGAAGCAAAUAAGAGGAACAACAACUGGCUGCCACCUCCAUGGGCACUUGCUGCAAUGGCUAUUCUUGGAUUCAAUGAGUUCAUGACAUUAUUAAAGAAUCCGCUUUACCUGGGUGUGAUAUUUGUUGUUUUCCUUGUUGGAAAAGCCAUGUGGGUACAGCUAGACAUUGCCAAGGAGUUCCAAAAUGGAUUCCUUCCAGCCCUCCUUUCACUGUCCACAAAAUUCGUUCCCACAAUAAUGAACAUUCUGAAGAGAUUAGCUGAUGAGGGGCAGAGACCUGCUGCCCCAGAGAGGCAAAGAGAAAUGGAACUCCAACCAAAAUCCACAAGGAAUGGUUCACACAGCAAUGUGACAUCGGCAGGGUCAUCCAGCAUAACCUCUUCGGAGAGUGGACCUGAAUAUUCAAGCCCGAUAGCACACUGAUCAGUCAUCAGUUCCUCUCUAGCUUUUAGCUGAAAACCCCAGCAGUUGGUAGUUUCAGCGGCUGAUACUGAAGCGCCUUGCGGUUUUUGUAAGCUUGCCCUUCCCAAUCUGAUGUACGACGAAAUUCGAUGGCCCCAAGCAAGAGGUUAUUUAUGGGAUUUUGGGCCAGGGAGUUUGUUUGUAAGAAACACUGUAGAAUAUCUUUCAUUUCAUUUUUUUUUGUAACAGCUUUAUAUAUGAUGGUUGUAUAGAAGAUUUGUGGUUCUUAUCAUCUCAACCCAAGGAGACCAGGGGAGCACAGCAGUGCAUUCUACAUUACUAUAUAUAGAGUUGAUUGCACAGACACGAGAAAGUAUGUACAUGUCUUGAAACUGCAGUCACCGUCUUGCUUAAAACAAGAAUGUAUUGCGAUUUUGUGAGCCGUUUGCAAA